Molecule: messenger RNA, 495 nt
Organism: Pseudocercospora fijiensis CIRAD86
Lineage: Eukaryota; Fungi; Ascomycota; Dothideomycetes; Mycosphaerellales; Mycosphaerellaceae
Exons: 4
Coding region: 1-495 (164 amino acids)
Source: RefSeq, a predicted model, not a curated record
AUGCGACAGGAGCAGCGCAACGUGCAGGAAAGCAGUGCGGGAGACAUUUCGACUCACUUUGGUGUGAGAUUCUCCCGCAUCAAGAUUGCGGUCAAGAGAUCGUCCUCUGGCAGAUUGAUGGCGCGGCAGGAGCGAACGUACAAUCUGUGGUUCCUUUUGCUUGGCACGGCGCUAAGUGGAAGCGACGACGACUACAGUACGGCCCUCAUCGCUGUCUCUCCGAUGGGCGAUCACGAGAGAUUCGAGUGCGCCGCAUGCAAUCGUCGGCCACAAGUGGCUAGCGGCGAAAAUGUCGCUGCAUUGGUGAGAGAAUCAAGAGACACAAAUCAGACGACAAACCCAGGGCUGCGCGGCUGCGAAUGGGACACCCUUGCGAGCACAGCAGAGGGUGCUGAAGACGCUCUCCGCGAACCAAACAAGCGGGCAAAUUACUGUAUCGGCAGGCCAUGCGCCCGAGACGGCGAGACGUCCACAGGGCGUCUGUGCUCAGUGUGA